Malurus melanocephalus (red-backed fairy wren) is the source of this 1465-nucleotide messenger RNA. RefSeq names its product neuronal vesicle trafficking associated 1 (gene NSG1). Bases 56 to 613 code for a protein of 185 amino acids. The record is from RefSeq and is a predicted model, not a curated record. Gene Ontology annotation, cellular component: membrane; endosome. The transcript has 5 exons. Gene Ontology annotation, molecular function: clathrin light chain binding. Gene Ontology annotation, biological process: endosomal transport; G protein-coupled dopamine receptor signaling pathway; clathrin coat assembly. NCBI's taxonomy places the organism in Eukaryota, Metazoa, Chordata, Aves, Passeriformes, Maluridae.
ACGCGCCCCGAGCGAGGGCCCGCAGCCGCGGCGAAAAUCCCACUAUCCUGGAAGAAUGGUGAAACUGGGGAAUAAUUUCAGCGAGAAGAGCACAAAGCAGCCCCUUUUGGAGGAUGGAUUUGACACCAUCCCCYUGAUCACACCCCUGGAUGUCAAUCAGCUCCAGUUCCCACCUCCUGAUAAGGUUGUGGUCAAAACMAAAACAGAAUAUGAACCUGAUCGCAAGAAGGGAAAGUUCCGUACUCCUAAAAUAGCUGAAUUCACAAUCAGCAUCACUGAAGGGGUUUCAGAAAGAUUUAAGGUAACUGUGCUGGUCCUUUUUGCCCUUGCAUUCUUAACGUGCGUUGUAUUUCUGGUAGUCUACAAGGUUUACAAGUAUGAUCAUACCUGUCCAGAAGGAUUUGUUUUCAAGAAUAAUCAGUGCAUUCCAGCUGGGUUGGAAAACUACUACUCUGAACAAGACUCCAGCGCUCGAGGGAAAUUUUACACAGUCAUAAACCACUACAACCUGGCCAAACAAACCAUCACGCGCUCCGUGUCCCCGUGGAUGACAGUACUGUCAGAAGAGAAACUGUCUGAACAGGAGACUGAAGCUGCUGAGAAAUCAGCUUAGUGUGAUAAGCUAAUUAUUAAAACUAUGUCAUUUGAAGGUAACUAAGGGACUUCAAGGAACUUUUCAUUAAAUAUAAUUAUGGAUAAUUUAGAGGUUACUCAURUUUAUGGUGCAAUUGCUUCUGUUUGCUGAUACUGCUUUGCAAAAAAAAGAAAAAAAAGAAAACAAAAACUUGCUGCAGAACAUUCAUGGGCAUAACCCCAGGUGCAUAUCAGCAUUGCUGUAGAGCUUUGACACCGUUUUCAAUGUAAAAAAAAAAAAAUCCAAUGUUAGAUAUGUUCUUGCAGUUUAUUGGAUACUGAUAGAUUUUGUCACUGGAUUUUCAGGGCUUGGACCUUAGAUAAAUCAUGUGUUCUGUUGUCUGAACAGAUACGUAAUUUAUUAAGUUUUUUAGUUCUUUGUCAUUUUGCAAACUGAAACACCCCAGCCAUAACUAGAGUGAUCUCUUGUUUAGCUGAAAGCUGUAAGUAAUCUUUAGUUUGGGCUCAAGCAAGAAUGAUAGUCAGCACUGAUGUGGGGGCCUAAUGUAAUGACUUGUAUGGAGAAAGAAACUGUCAGGUCGCAUUUUUCCUUACAUUUCCUUUACUGUUUUUUGUAAGUGAUAAUGAAGUUCUCUGCAAAAAGGCAUGCUCAAUGUUUUCUUAUUGCUGUCAACAGGAUUUAACUGCAUUUCCACUGUGGCUUUAGCAUCUUGGUAAGGAUGUGCACUGAAACACAAACUAGAUAGACAUUAUGGAGAAACACAGGCAGUUUUAGUGGUGGGUGUUGAGGAUAGUGUAAAAAAUAUACAGUUCAGGAUGUUCGAAUGAAAUGACAUCUUUUGAUCAUACUUARGAGGCAGAAAGCCUAUUC